Molecule: messenger RNA, 3852 nt
Organism: Fulmarus glacialis (Northern fulmar)
Lineage: Eukaryota; Metazoa; Chordata; Aves; Procellariiformes; Procellariidae
Gene: PATJ
Product: InaD-like (Drosophila)
Exons: 28
Molecular function (GO): protein binding
Source: RefSeq, a predicted model, not a curated record
AUGCCUGAAAAUCCUGCUGCAGAUAAACAGCAGGUGCUGCAGAUCCUUGAUCGUCUACAAGCAAAACUGCGUGAGAAAAGAGAUUCCCAACAUAAUGAAAACCUGACUGUUUUGCGUAACACGCUCAGGAGUCCUUUGUUUAACCAGAUCCUGACCCUCCAGCAAUCCAUCAAGCAACUGAAGGAACAACUCAAUUAUAUGCCCCCUGACCGUUCAGUAGAUUUUGAUUUUACUAAGAGAGGGCUACUAGUGUUUGCUGACAAAUCAGUUGCUGCUGGGAGCGUGUAUACACCUUGCAGUUCACCUGAACGCAAAGCAUCUACCUUCACCCCAAACCUGGGAGUUAAUGAAUUUAACGCAAUCAUCCAACAGAUGGCAAAGGGGAGACAAAUAGAAUCAAUGAAGAUUGAAAAGCCUUCUGUUGGAGGUCUUGGAUUUAGUGUGGUUGCCCUUAAAAAUCACAGCUUGGGAGAAGUUGGUAUCUUUGUCAAGGAAGUCCAGCCAGGAAGCAUAGCUGACAGGGAUCAAAGACUAAAGGAAAAUGACCACAUACUGGCCAUUAAUUGCACCCCAUUGGAUCAGAACAUUUCCCAUCAGCACGCUAUUGCCCUCCUCCAGCAAUCCACAGGAUCUCUACAUCUGGUUGUUGCUAGGGAGCCGGUUCAAGGAAACAGCAGAACUUCGGCUGUCUUAUUAAGUGAUAUAAAUCCACCUGAGACUAUUCACUGGGGCCACGUUGAAGACGUUGAGCUGAUUAACGAUGGUUCAGGAUUAGGCUUUGGAAUUGUAGGAGGAAAGUCAAGUGGAGUAGUUGUAAGAACAAUUGUUCCUGGGGGAUUAGCAGAUCGGGAUGGGAGGCUCCGGACAGGAGAUCACAUCUUGCAGAUUGGAGGGACUAAUGUGCAAGGAAUGACCAGUGAACAAGUAGCCCAAGUGCUGAGAAACUGUGGGAAUUCUGUAAGGAUGAUCGUUGCAAGAGACCCAAAGUGUGAAAUUAUGGAGACUCCACCAGCUCCUGUGAGCUGGCCAGUCAGUGCAUUACCUUCCUUUCAAAAUGGAAAUGAUAAUACCAACCUUUUUGAGACCUAUGAUGUUGAACUUAUAAAAAAGAAUGGGCAAAGCCUUGGGAUAACAAUUGUUGGAUAUGCUGGCACAUGUGAUGUAGAACCUUCAGGGAUUUUUGUGAAAAAUAUAAUACCUGGUAGUGCUGCUGACCACAAUGGCCAAAUUCAUGUUCAUGACAAAAUUGUUGCUGUUGAUGGAGUUAAUAUACAGGAUUAUACCAACCAAGAAGUGGUAGAAGCGUUGCGUAACACAGGACAGGCUGUACGCCUUACCUUACUUAGAAGGAAACCUUCUUCUACUAUUCCUUCAGAAGGACCUUCAGAUAGAGUGCAGCCAACUAUUCCAACCUUUGUGUCCCCUGGAGCUGUAGGGACUGAAACUAGUGUGGACAUUAAGAAUAAGGAGAACCAAGAACAGAAGGAUAAUCUUCAAAAUGAAAAGAAGCAGAGUCUAUAUAAAACAGGAAGAGUUCCACUCCCUCCAGCACAUGAGCUGAAAUCCAAGUGGGAAAACCUGCUGGGACCUGAAUACGAAGUUAUGGUUGUGAAUGUGGAUAUGCCCAUUACAGACGAUUCGGAGCUCCAGAAGUACUCAAAGCUAUUACCCAUCCACACUUUAAGAUUAGGAGUUGAGCUUGACACGUUUGAUGGACAUCAUUAUAUAUCAUCAAUUGCUUCAGAUGGUCCAGCUGCAACACUUGGUCUUCUGCAACUGGAGGAUGAACUUCUGGAGGUAAAUGGAGUUCAGCUGUACGGAAAAUCACGCCGCGAGGCAAUCACUUUUCUAAAAGAAGUGCCACCCCCAUUUACAUUGGUUUGCUGUCGGCGACUUUUUGAUGAUGGCAGUGAGUCUCUCGUGGAUGAACCCACCGUGGGAGUUUCCCCUCCAGAACAAAAGGUGAAACCUGAGGAAGACAUUAAUCCUGAGGAGGAAGAAGGGGAAUUAGCAUUAUGGUCUCCUGAUGUGAAGGUUAUUGAACUGGAGAAAGACAGAAACGGUUUAGGAUUCAGCAUUUUAGACUAUCAGGAUCCCUUAGAUCCAACAAGAACAGCCAUUGUGAUCAGCUCUUUGGUGGCAGGCGGAGUAGCCGAACGUGGGGGCGAGCUUUUACCGGGUGACCGCUUGGUGUUUGUAAAUGAGAAAUAUUUGGACAGCGCCACUUUAGCAGAGGCAGUGGAAGUGUUGAAAUCUGUGCCCCCGGGUACAGUUUCUCUUGGCAUCUGCAAGCCUUUGGUGGGAGAAAGGAAAGAGGAGGAGAACAUGCACAGUGUGGAUUCCAGCAACAUUAAAACCAGCCCUGGAUCUCCAGAACCAAUAGAUAAUAUUAAUUUCUCAAUAAUACUUGAAGCACCACAGGGUUUCAGAGAUGAAACACCUUUUAAAGAAGAAAUUGUUGAUGAACCAAGUUUGGACUUGAGAAGGUCAUUUCAGCUUUCUCAAAAUGACAAUAAGUAUGAGAAGGAGUCCUGGGAGAUGCAUGAAUUUCUGAAACCCAGAACAGAAGUGGAUGAAGAACGGGAAGUGUUGGUGGAUGAUGAGUAUGAAGAAGAUUCAAGCUUCUUGAAAUAUAAUGCAUCAUGUGGACAGAAGGCAACUUCAGAGAGGAACCUCGGUACAGAACGAUGGGCAAAGCAGCUUGAGACUACUGAAGUACAAGACUUAAGAUCCAGUGUUAACUUAAGUCCGAAACAGUCCCUGGAAUAUCCAUUCAAUAAAGAUGAAAUGUGUGAAGAAAAUGCUAGUAUAACUUCACUAUUUUCUGGAACCACAGCACACAGUGGCUACCAAAAAGACAUAUUUGGUACUGAAACUACCCAGUCAGGAGCAAAAAACAAGAUGGAUUUAGAUACAAAGCUUCGGAUUGACUCUAAAGGACCUGGGCUUGCUGUUGAUCUGGAAGCUAUUGAAAAGGAAGAACUAAAAGGGGAGGAUUAUGUUUUUUCCAAGAACCCAGAAUCUGGGAGAGUAACCACCUUAGCUCAGCCUAGAACAGCGUUGUGCAGUGAAUUACCUGAGAGAGAAGAAGGAGAAGGAGAAGAAACUCCAAACUUCAGCCACUGGGGACCACCACGGACUGUUGAGAUCUUUAGAGACCCUCAUGUGUCUCUUGGAAUCAGUAUUGUUGGUGGACAAACUGUCAUAAAGCGUCUGAAGAAUGGAGAAGAACUUAAAGGGAUCUUUAUCAAACAAGUUUUGGAAGACAGCCCAGCAGGAAGAACAAAGGCUUUAAAAACUGGAGAUAAAAUACUUGAGGUUUCUGGGAUAGACCUACAAAACGCCACACACGAGGAAGCCGUAGAAGCUAUCAAGAAUGCAGGAAAUCCUGUUGUGUUUGUGGUUCAGGGUUUGUCUAACAUACCAAAAGUAGUUUCUGCUGUACAGCCUAAGGGAAUCAAAGUCAGCAAAGAUCAGGAUGCAGGCAGAGAAAAUAAGAGUGAAAAGAGAAAAUAUGGGGCUCCACCUCCAAUGAAAUUGCCACCUCCUUAUAGAGCACUUGAAAGACUGCAUGCAGAGGAAGCUAACGUGGAUGAAGAGGAGGAUGAGGAUGCUUGUGCAGAGAAAAAAAUCAGGCAAAGAUAUGCAGAUCUACUGGGAGAGUUGCACAUUAUUGAGCUUGAAAAAGACAAAAAUGGGCUCGGACUGAGUCUUGCUGGCAACAAGGACCGCUCUCGUAUGAGCAUCUUUGUAGUUGGUAUCAAUCCAGAUGGACCUGCAGGACGAGAUGGAAGGAUGCAUAUUGGCGAUGAACUUCUAGAGGUAAACCAGGUAGUUCAUGGUAGAGGAAAG